Molecule: messenger RNA, 3077 nt
Organism: Cryptomeria japonica (Japanese cedar)
Lineage: Eukaryota; Viridiplantae; Streptophyta; Pinopsida; Cupressales; Cupressaceae
Exons: 2
Coding region: 321-2639 (772 amino acids)
Molecular function (GO): protein dimerization activity
Source: RefSeq, a predicted model, not a curated record
CAUUUUUUUUUUAAAUUUUUAUGACAUGUGCUUUUUGGGGGGGGUUAAGGGGUAACCCUAAUUGGACGUGGGCCCCACCCCACCCCCCAAAACAACACAAAAACAUGUUUAGUUUGGAUUUCACUCUCAUUAUGCAAAACUGAUUUUUUUUCCAGCAGCUUGAAGAGGAGGAACAGCUUGAAGAAGAUUGAUUGAAGAGGUGAGAAAAGUGACUACAAGUGUGAUAGGAGCUAGAAGAAGCAAGAAGAAGAGGAAGAAGAAGAUUCUUCUACAUUUUGGAGAGAUUUUUCAAGCACAAGUGUCAAUUUGAAAAUUUCACAAUGAGCUCCCAAGGCACGAGUCAAGAUAACAUGGAAAUCCAUUCUCAUAGUGAGAAUGAUUCAGAAUAUGAACCUGAAAAUGAGGGGGGUGACCAUGGGGCUGAUCCUGGAGCCCAAUCUAGUUCUAUGGCAAGUGCAGCAGCUAGUACAGGUUGCCCUUCAGAGUUGUUGGCACCAUAUGCUAGGGGUCAUUUUGAUCCUAAGUCUCCUCUAAAACAGUUUGCUUCACAAAUAUCAGUACAAGGCACUGCAUCACAUUCAAGUGGGGGAACAAGGAAGUGGAAGUGCAAUAUUUGUGACAGAGAAUGGUUCGGUAGCAUUAGCAGGGUGAAUGCACACUUUCUAUUUUGGAGAGGAAAAGGCGUGAAACAUUGUAAGUUUUUGGAGGAACCCAAAAAUAUACAGUACAGAAUUGAGUUUAACAGGCUUUGGGGGGUUCCAGAUGACACAAAUAUUUCAAUGCCUACUACUUUGUCUGCUAGGGCAUCACUUCACGACAGCCGGAAUGUGCCAGUGCCACAUACUUAUCAUGCUUCGCAGGCGGGAGGAAUGAUGUUUGGAUCUCCAUCUACUUCCACUUCUACUGUUGCCAGGACUGGGAAACGUAAGUUGCAUACACCACAGAGCAACCCCAUUGCUGAUAUGUUUAAUGUGCAGCUGAGAGAUGAGAUAGAUGAAUCCAUUGGCAAUUUCUUCUUUGCCAAUGGCAUUCCAUUUCAUGUUUCACGGUCUCCUUAUUAUAGGAAGAUGAUAGAUAUGGUGGCCAAGGGAGGACCAUCUUAUGUGCCACCAGGGGAGACGAAAAUGAGGACCUCGAUCUUGGAUAAAAGCUAUUCCAAGAUCAAUAUUUUGAUGGAGAAGAUGAAGGCAUGUUGGGUGGCAUUGGGGUGCAGCAUAGUUAUGGAUGGGUGGACGAACAUUAGCCAUCGUCCACUCAUCAACAUCAUGGUCACAUGUGCAGAGGGCCCAUACUUCCUUAGAGCAGUUGAUUGUACAGGGCAUCGUAAAGAUGCUGAUUUCCAGUUUCAGGUCCUCAGGGAGGCUAUUGAGGAGGUUGGGCCACAAAAUGUGGUCCAAAUAGUGACAGAUGCAGCAUAUGUGUGUAGAGCAGCAGGGAGACUCGUUGAGGCAGCCUAUAGACACAUUUGGUGGACCCCAUGUUGUGUGCAUGCCAUGAACAAUGCACUCAAGGACAUGGGGAAGAUUGACUGGAUUAGAGGAGUGGUCACCGAUGCGAGAGAUGUGCAGAUGUUUAUCUGCAACCACCACAUUUCACAUGCACUAUUCAGGACCUUCGUGAAGAAGGAGUUCUUGAAACCAGUUGAGACUAGAUAUGCAUCCUAUUUCAUUCUCUUGGAGAGAAUGAUUGAGUUGCAAGAGGCAUUGCAACUCAUGGUUAUGACUAAUGAGUGGAAUAGGUGGGCUGAGGCCAAGACAGAGCAGGGGAGAAGGGUGAAGGAGAUAGUGAAGAGUGAUGUGUUUUGGACUGAUACGAAAUACAUUGUCUCCAUCAUUUCUCCAGUAUUCCAGGUGAUCAGAUAUGGGGAUGGGGAUGCACCUAACCUUGGAGAGGUGUAUGAGUGCAUUGACUCUAUGCUUGGCCAGAUGAGGGCUGCUGUGCGAGUGAAGGACCCCUCUCUAGCAUUCUACAAUGAGCAAAUCCGGCCUAUCAUUCAGAGUAGAUGGGACAAGUUGAACACUCCUUUGCAUAUGGCUGCCUUUGCCUUGAAUCCUAAGUGGUACAAGGCUAGACCGGGUAGAACGACACCGAUUGAGGAUGAUGAGGUGAAGGCAGGUUUCUUUAGGUGCAUAGAGAAGAUGUUUGAUUCCAGAGAUGCCGGUACAAUACGCACUGAGUGGGGAAGAUUUGCCACUCUUAGAGGUUAUUCAGAUGCAGCAAAGAUGGAUAUAGACAUUAUGGCACAGGAGGACCCACUUUUGUGGUGGAAAUGUCAUGGCCCGAAAUCUUUGACCACCACUCUAGCCAUCCGUCUGCUAUCCCAGGUUUCCAGUUCUUCAGCUGCUGAGAGGAACUGGUCUACAUAUAGCUUCAUCCACUCUCUUAAGAGGAACAGACUUACCUCUAAGAGAGCAGAGAAGCUUGUGGCUGUACAUAGUGCUUUGCGUCUCAUUGACCGCAAGACACUUAUGUACAAGGAGAGUCCAGCGGCACGAUGGGAUGUAGAGCCAGAGGAGCCUUCACAGAUUGAUGAGGAUGAUCCUACCACUUCAGAUGCAGGGCUAGUUGGUGUGAGCUUGAGGGACCUUGAUCCUCAGGAGUCCAGUAGUUCCAGUGAGGAGGAGUUUGCAGAUGAUUAGAGGCCUCCAUUAGCUACAGUUUGAGUUUUCACUUUUCAGUUUUGUCAUUUUGUAUUUGACUCGUCUCUUUUGUAAUGCUAUUGCUACACGUAUUUGUAUUUGGCUACUCAUUGUAAUGAUGAAUCAUGUAAUCAUCUUUAUUAUUAUAGACUUUGCAAUGGCAUCAGAUAUUCAUAUUUUUCGUUUUCCUUUUUCGAUAUUCAUAUGAUAGAAAUGAGAAAUCUCCAAUUUGACAAUUUCAUUUGUCAAAUUUUAUUUACUUUUAGUUUUAGCAAUUAGCAAUUAGUUACGUAUCACUAAUCUAAGUAAUCUUGGUAUUUCCUAUAGUUUCAUUUGAAAUCUAAUUCUUAUACUGUUAUACUGUUAUACAUCUUUUCAAAACUAGUUUUUCAAGUACUAUAUGUAUAUAUAUGAGCACCACCACCCCGCCACCCCCCC